Molecule: messenger RNA, 1047 nt
Organism: Hyposmocoma kahamanoa
Lineage: Eukaryota; Metazoa; Arthropoda; Insecta; Lepidoptera; Cosmopterigidae
Product: probable dolichyl-diphosphooligosaccharide--protein glycosyltransferase subunit 3
Exons: 1
Coding region: 1-1047 (348 amino acids)
Cellular component (GO): oligosaccharyltransferase complex
Source: RefSeq, a predicted model, not a curated record
AUGCAGACGUGUCUUAAUAUUUUGCUGCUUUGCUGUGCGGUGAUGGCGGAUGAUGAUUACGGGGAGAGAAACGAGGUGGCAGGGCGGGGGGAGGAGAAGCAGGUCGCAGAUAAGCUCGACGAAAUACUGCAACAGAUGACUAGCGACGGAUCGCGGUGGCCUGCGAUCCUCGGCAUGCAUAUGAUGGAGCUGCGCGACUACGUGGAAACGCCCGGCCGCAAGUACACAGUAGUCGCACUGUUUUCGCCGGCCCCGCACGCGUGGGACUCGAGCAUAUACCAGUUCGUGUACAACGAGUUCUACACCAUAGCCACCUCGCAUGCGCUGGCCCCCCCAGACCCCUCCGCGGAAAAAAUCUACUUUGUGAUUGUGGAUAUCACCGAGUUUACCGAGGAUGCGGCGGAGUCUUUGCCGCCCGACACCUUGACCGGGCCCUCCCUCGCUAUGUUCAAGCGCAGCGGCAGCGCCUCCGAGCCGGAGUACUUGGAGUACGUGCAUGGAGGCGCGGAAGCCGAGAUCAUCGCUCGGUGGGUGUACACCAAUACGGAUGUGCGCAUCAAAAUCGUGCGCCCGCGGAACUACGAGCGGCUGCUGUAUCUCGCGGGGGUGUCGGUGUUCGUGGCGCGCGUGCUGGCCGGGCUAGGUCUGCGCUGGGAGACGAUAGUGGCGCGGCGCACGCUGGCUGCCGCUGCCGCAGGCUUCUGCUGCCUUAUGGUCGCUGGCGAUAUGUGGAACCGCAUCCGGCGGGCGGCGUACUUCGUCAAUUUAAAAAAAUCCGGUAACCAAUUGGUAGUGGAAACAUACGUGGUGGCGGUCAUGUACGGGGCGGUGGUGACCGGCAUGAUCCUCAUCAUCGAGGCUCGCGGCGGCGUGCCCCGCGCUCGACGCCCGUGCAAGCCUCGGCUCCGCUGCGGUACUUUCUCGCCUCCCGACACCGACAUGCGCCUUCUCUACGGCCUCGGCCUCGUGUGCGUCUUCUUCUCGGCGGUUAUAUCUUUCUACCGAUCCAGAGUGCAAGAAUAUCCCUUCCAUUUCUUAUUUCCCUGA